AUGUCCGGAAAUCCUGCUACAGGCGACUUGAAAGGACAGUUGAAAGAUGACCCUGAAAAUGCCAGUCCGAUAAGCCAGACAAACCCGUGGAAUGACCCCGAACAUGACUACCCCGAAGGAGGGGCAACUGCCUGGCUAACUGUUGCUGGAGCAUCUGCAACGCUGUUUGUGUCCUUCGGCUGGGUUAACUGCGUGGGAAUAUUUCAAAAUUACUAUCAUACUCACCAGCUGAAGGCGUACACGGAGUCCGAGGUGGCAUGGAUCUCUUCUCUUCAAGUUUUCUUCAUGCUGUUCUGUGGCCCGUUUUUCGGCAGAAUCUUUGAUAACUUUGGUCAUUCUUAUCUUGUUAUGGCCGGAACCGUUCUCCACGUUGGGGGUCUUACUAUUGCAAGUUUCAUGGAUACUUAUCACGGCUUACUGCUUAGCCAAGCUGUUUGUUCAGCUUUGGGAGCUUCGAUGGUUUUCUACCCUUCUAUCACAUGUGUCUCUACUUGGUUCUAUAAGAGGCGAGCUGCUGCCCUGGGCCCCGUCGUUGCCGGAUCGUCGCUCGGCGGCGUAAUCUUUCCCAUAAUGGUCAUCCACUUGAUUCCUAAAUGGGGUUUCAGUUGGACCAUGCGUGCCUGUGCAUUGCUUAUCCUGUGCUUGCUGAUAUUCACCAAUAUCACCCUCAAAUCUCGUUUACCGCCAUCUAAGCGACCAUGGCAUAUUUCUGAAAUGACUAGACCGAUGAAAGAGCCCGCUUUUAUAGCACUCGCAGCGGGAGUUUUCUUCUAUUACUGGGGUAUGUUUCUCCCUGUAACUUAUAUUGUGGUUGCGGCUCGCAAGAACGGAAUGUCACAAAAUUUAGCCAAUUAUAUAGUUCCAAUCCUCAACGCUGCUAGUGUCCUCGGACGUACAGCACCCAACGUCAUCGCCGACAAGGUUGGUCGAUAUAACAUUAUGAUAGUCAUGUGCACUAUGACUUCACUUCUUAUCCUCGGCCUUUGGAUAACUGCCUCGAACAACUUGGCCAUGAUCCUCUUCGCAGUAUUCUUCGGAAUCUCAUCUGGCUCAGGUGUCGGUCUUACCCCUGCCCUCGUCGCCCAAGUGUCACCCAUGAAAGAAAUAGGGACUCGCACGGGACUCAUAUUUGCAAUCGGAUCAUUGGCUGGACUCAGUGGAUCGCCUAUUGGAGGCCAAAUUAUCGAGGCAAGCAGCGGAUCUUUACGCUAUAUGAUGGUGUUUGCUGGCGCGAACUGCAUCAUUGGCACUAUCUUCUUCAUCAUUGCUAGGCUCAUCCUGGGCGGCAUGAAGAUGGCCAACGUCUAG
This is a messenger RNA of Nannizzia gypsea CBS 118893, 1308 nucleotides long. Its product is annotated as riboflavin transporter MCH5. Lineage: Eukaryota; Fungi; Ascomycota; Eurotiomycetes; Onygenales; Arthrodermataceae. The transcript is spliced from 5 exons. Gene Ontology annotation, molecular function: transmembrane transporter activity. Gene Ontology annotation, cellular component: fungal-type vacuole membrane. The coding region runs from base 1 to 1308 and encodes 435 amino acids. The record is from RefSeq and is a predicted model, not a curated record. Gene Ontology annotation, biological process: transmembrane transport.